AUGUAAAAUCCUUAUACAGACCCUUAAAACUACACUUAUGAUUAUGAUGCUAUUCUCGAAUAUUUGAAUAAAUUCUAAAUAUCCCCAUAUACCGGAAAUCCUUUAUAUAUUUCAGACUUAAAGCCUAAUUAAGACCUAAAACAUUAAAUAGAUUAAUUAAGAGAUUAAAUUCCUGACGAAAAUAAAUAUCGUGAAACUUCCUUAUCAAUUAAAAACUAUAAAAAAAUAAACCCUUAAAUCCUUCUUAAAUUUUCCAAAAAAAAUACUACUUAUUAACUAUCUAUUACUCCACCAUCUUCUAAUAUCCCCAGACCUCCCAACUACUUCGAUAUAUGUUGCGUAAUUGACGUUUCAGGCUCUAUGAAUGACGAAGCUAGAAUUUAAGGAGAUACUGAAAGUGCAGGAUUGUCUGUUUUAGAUAUCGUAAAGCAUUCCGUAAAGACAAUUAUAGUCAACUUAAGGCCAGAAGACCGUUUAUCAAUCGUUACAUUCCACUCUUAAGCUAAAAGAGAAAUAGAAUUAACAUAUAUGGAUAAAAAAGGAAAGGAAAAAGUAUAAAAUUGCCUCGAUACUUUAACUCCUUUAAAUUCUACUAAUUUAUGGUAAGGCUUAGAAUAUGGUUUGGAUGUAUUAAACGAAAAAAAUAGUUAAAAUUUAAAUUUUUUAAUGGUUUUUACUGACGGAGUUCCAAAUAUUAAUCCACCAAGAGGUCAUUUAUAAAUGUUAUAAAAAUACAGAAAAGAUAAUAAAGAAAAAAUAGAAAAUUGUAUAAUUAAUAUGUUUGGUUUUGGUUAUAAUUUAGAUUCUGAAUUAUUAAAUGAAUUAGCUAUAGAAGGAAAUGGAGCUUAUGCUUUUAUUCCAGACGCUUCUUUUGUAGGAACUGUUUUCGUAAAUGCAUUCGCUUAGAUGCUUUCAAGUGAUUUUCUUGGAGGAAGAAAUCUAAUAAAAAUAUACAUUAGAUAAAAAUAACCUCUAAGCCAUUUUAUUAGAAAAUACCUAAAUUUUGACUUAAGUAAAUUUAGAAGAAAUUGA
Ichthyophthirius multifiliis is the source of this 1032-nucleotide messenger RNA. RefSeq names its product von willebrand factor type a domain protein. Gene Ontology annotation, molecular function: ubiquitin-protein transferase activity. The record is from RefSeq and is a predicted model, not a curated record. The transcript is spliced from 2 exons. NCBI's taxonomy places the organism in Eukaryota, Ciliophora, Oligohymenophorea, Hymenostomatida. Gene Ontology annotation, biological process: protein ubiquitination.